Molecule: messenger RNA, 2495 nt
Organism: Cadophora gregata
Lineage: Eukaryota; Fungi; Ascomycota; Leotiomycetes; Helotiales; Ploettnerulaceae
Exons: 2
Coding region: 501-2495 (664 amino acids)
Source: RefSeq, a predicted model, not a curated record
UGGUUUUAGUUUUGGUUUUGGUUUUGGAUUUGGUUUUGGUUUUGGAUUUGGUUUUGGUUUUGGAUUUGGUUUUGGUGGGUGUUAACCUUAGUGGUGCGCUGCACCGCCACAAGGCGGGUGGUUGCACUGCACAUGCGAAUUUCAUUAGCUUAGCUUGAAAGACGGCUGGGUUUGAGGUGACGACGGCGGGAUGAUUGAUGAUGGGUGAUGGGUGAUGGGUAUAGGAAGCAAUUGCGAAAGCCAUGAUCGCGACGUACAACAUCGUUCAAAGGAGAAAGAACUAGCCAGAAAGAAAGCUUAAGGCCACGCGCGGAAAAAGUGGAGAGCUGGGGCUGGGUUUGAAGAUAUAUUUGAGACGAGGAGAAGAGAGAGGGGUGGAUAGGAGGGUGAAUUUGGAGGGGUAAUACCGCCAGUACCUACCUACGUGCCAACCUCCUCGGAUUCUUCUCGAUUCUCUCUCUACCUGCAAAAGAAAGAGCGGAAAGACAGGAGCUGGGACAAUGCCCCAACGAACGAGAUACGAUCCCAUCCCUCGACGAUCAGCAUCAAGCUCGCGAGAAGGAGGAGAGCAACCACUCUCGCAGACCAGAUCAGAAUCUGAAGACGAAUCCGACUCCGAGAGCAAAUACCGCCACCGAAACCAGACUGUUCAAGACUCGAGCUCGAGCUCGAGCUCAAGAUCGAGGAAUAAACCUCUCUUCCAUGUCCUCUCGCACCUCCCUCUCCCGGGACUCCCCAAACUCCGCUACAUCUUCAAAAAGACCCGCCGUCUGCUACGACCCCUCCCGCUAUUGCUGCUCUGUUGUGUACUCCUGGGUUGGCAGUUGUUAUUCAACGAUUCAUAUAAUCUGGCUACAGCGCCGAGAUUUGAUAUUGAGGGUGUGAAAGCGAGGGAGACAGUUUUCGUAGCGGCGAAUAUUGUGGAUGAGGGACUGAUUGAAGGGGCUUGGGGGGAGGGGUUGCUUGAAUUGGUAGGUCUGCUCGACAAGGAGAGAGUCUGGGUUAGUAUUUACGGAGGUCCGAAAAAGGCUCUGAAGAGAUUAGAGGAGAAGUUGAUAGAUGCUGGGAUGAGUAGGGAGAGGGUAUGGUGUGUUAGUGAAGAGGAUGAGCCGCUUGGUAUGGACAGUAUAGGGAGGACUGUCUUACCGACUGGCGAGAGCAGAGUUAAGAGAAUCGCGUGGUUGGCGGAGGUGAGGAAUAAAGUCCUUGAGCCUCUUUACAAACCCACUUCGAACUCCAAAAACAACGCCAAAGACGACUCCAAAAACAACUCCAAAGACGACUCCAAAGAGAAAGAGAAAGAGAAAGACAGCCGACCCGCCCUCCCCAAACCAGAUAGACUCCUCUUCCUAAACGACGUACACUUCACGCCCUCCUCAGCGCUCCGCCUCCUCUGGGGAACAAACCUCGAUUCGCAAGGUAUAGCGCGGUAUAAAGCCGUGUGCGCGGUGGAUUUUGUGCAGAGCUGGAAGUUCUACGAUACGUUUGCGACGAGGGAUGCGGAGGGGUAUAGUAUUGGGGUGCCGGUCUUUCCGUGGUUUGGGAAUGAGGGGGAGGCGAGGAGUAGGAGGGAUGUGUUGGAGGGGAGGGGUGCGGUGAGGGUGAGGAGUUGUUGGGGUGGGAUGGUGGCUUUUGAGGGGGGGUGGUUUUGGGGGAGGGGGGAGGAGGGGGGUGAGGAUGGAGAGGGAGAGGGAGGGAUGAGUGCUGAUGUCCAUCCAGCUGCUCAAAAUGCGCCGAAAACUUCCAGCUUGAAAGGCGAGGAAUCCGAGACUGAAGCAACCAAAGCGGGAAAGAAAACGAAAGCGGACAAUGGCCUGGGUGUGCCUAGUUUACCGUUGAGGUUCAGGAGCGAGCCGGAGCCGUUCUGGGAUUCGAGUGAGUGUUGUUUGAUUCAUGCGGAUAUCAUGGCAUUGCCUGAUCUGUCUCCCUCAUCGAAAAACAACGAAGAUGAUCCCUGGGAUACAGGCAUCUAUAUGAACCCUUAUGUCCGCACCUCAUACUCCGCCAGCACACACCGACAUAUCUGGCUUGCGAAACGAUUCGAGAGAUUAUUCUCGCCUGUCCAGAGAGUGUUGAAUUAUUGGGCGGGGAUGCCGAGGUGGAAUUAUAGACGGAUGGAGAAGGAGGGAGAGAAGGUUAGGGAUCGGUUGUGGAUUUCGGUGCAUUCGAAUUUGACUGAGGUGGAGGCAGUUAGGAGGGCGGAGGAGGGGUGGGGGUUUGAUAAUGACGAUGAUGAUGAUGGGUCGAGUGAGAACGUGCAAGUGACUGUGAAGAAACAGGUAGAGAGUGUAGUGGAAAAGAGAGAAACCCUAGGAAAGGUUCGAGGGAAGGAAUACUGGGGGAAUGAGGGGUACUACGUUGAUUACGAGAGGACAGCGAAGCGGGGUGGCUAUUGUGGUGUAAGGCAGCUGCUUGUCAUGAAGGAGGAGAAGGUGGUGGAGGGAGAGGGGAAUUGGGAUAAUCUGCUGGAUAGAGUGCCGCCUGUUGAUAUCUGA